Molecule: messenger RNA, 4616 nt
Organism: Dipodomys spectabilis (banner-tailed kangaroo rat)
Lineage: Eukaryota; Metazoa; Chordata; Mammalia; Rodentia; Heteromyidae
Gene: Syngap1
Product: synaptic Ras GTPase activating protein 1
Exons: 19
Coding region: 1-4032 (1343 amino acids)
Biological process (GO): negative regulation of Ras protein signal transduction; regulation of GTPase activity
Source: RefSeq, a predicted model, not a curated record
AUGAGCAGGUCUCGAGCGUCCAUCCAUCGGGGGAGCAUCCCCGCGAUGUCCUAUGCCCCCUUCAGAGAUGUACGGGGACCCCCUAUGCACCGAACCCAAUACGUUCAUUCCCCGUAUGAUCGUCCUGGUUGGAACCCUCGGUUCUGCAUCAUCUCGGGGAACCAGCUGCUCAUGCUGGAUGAGGAUGAGAUACACCCCCUUCUGAUCCGGGACCGGAGGAGCGAGUCCAGCCGCAACAAACUGCUGAGACGCACGGUCUCCGUGCCAGUGGAGGGGCGGCCCCACGGCGAGCAUGAAUACCACUUGGGUCGCUCGAGGAGGAAGAGUGUCCCAGGGGGGAAGCAGUACAGCAUGGAGGCCGCCCCCGCUGCACCCUUCCGGCCCUCGCAAGGCUUCCUGAGCCGGCGGCUAAAAAGCUCCAUCAAACGCACCAAGUCACAACCCAAACUUGACCGGACCAGCAGCUUUCGCCAGAUCCUGCCUCGCUUCCGAAGUGCUGACCAUGACAGGGCCCGGCUGAUGCAAAGCUUUAAGGAGUCUCACUCCCAUGAAUCCCUGCUGAGUCCAAGCAGUGCAGCUGAAGCCUUGGAGCUUAACUUGGAUGAAGAUUCUAUUAUCAAGCCAGUGCACAGCUCUAUUCUGGGCCAGGAGUUCUGUUUUGAGGUGACAACAUCAUCUGGAACAAAAUGCUUUGCCUGUCGGUCUGCAGCUGAGAGGGACAAAUGGAUCGAGAAUCUACAACGCGCAGUAAAACCCAACAAGGACAACAGCCGCCGGGUAGAUAAUGUGCUGAAACUAUGGAUCAUAGAGGCCCGAGAACUGCCCCCCAAGAAGCGCUACUACUGUGAGCUCUGCCUGGAUGACAUGCUAUAUGCACGCACCACCUCCAAGCCUCGCUCAGCCUCGGGGGACACCGUCUUCUGGGGCGAGCACUUUGAGUUUAACAACCUGCCGGCUGUCCGUGCCCUGCGGCUGCAUCUAUAUCGUGACUCAGACAAAAAGCGCAAGAAGGACAAGGCGGGCUAUGUGGGCCUGGUGACUGUGCCAGUGGCCACCCUGGCUGGGCGCCACUUCACAGAGCAGUGGUACCCUGUGACCCUACCAACAGGCAGUGGGGGAUCUGGGGGCAUGGGGUCAGGAGGGGGAGGGGGUUCCGGGAGUGGCUCAGGGGGCAAGGGUAAAGGAGGUUGUCCGGCGGUGAGGCUGAAGGCACGUUACCAGACAAUGAGCAUCCUGCCCAUGGAGUUGUAUAAAGAGUUUGCAGAGUAUGUCACCAACCAUUAUCGGAUGCUGUGUGCAGUAUUAGAGCCCGCCCUGAAUGUCAAGGGCAAGGAAGAGGUUGCCAGUGCACUGGUUCAUAUCCUGCAGAGUACAGGCAAGGCCAAGGACUUCCUUUCAGACAUGGCCAUGUCAGAGGUAGACCGGUUCAUGGAACGAGAGCACCUCAUAUUCCGCGAGAACACGCUCGCCACUAAAGCCAUAGAAGAGUAUAUGAGACUGAUUGGUCAGAAAUACCUCAAGGAUGCCAUUGGGGAGUUCAUCCGUGCGCUGUAUGAAUCCGAGGAGAACUGCGAAGUAGAUCCCAUCAAGUGUACCGCAUCCAGUUUGGCAGAGCACCAGGCCAACCUGCGAAUGUGCUGUGAGUUGGCCUUGUGCAAGGUGGUCAACUCCCAUUGCGUGUUCCCGAGGGAGCUGAAGGAGGUGUUUGCAUCUUGGAGAUUGCGCUGUGCAGAGCGGGGCCGGGAGGACAUCGCGGACAGACUCAUCAGCGCCUCGCUCUUCCUGCGCUUCCUCUGCCCAGCCAUUAUGUCGCCCAGUCUCUUUGGGCUCAUGCAGGAGUACCCAGAUGAGCAGACCUCACGAACCCUCACCCUCAUCGCCAAGGUCAUCCAGAACCUGGCCAACUUUUCCAAGUUUACCUCAAAGGAGGACUUUCUGGGUUUCAUGAAUGAGUUUCUGGAGCUGGAGUGGGGUUCCAUGCAGCAGUUCCUGUACGAGAUCUCCAACCUGGACACGUUGACCAACAGCAGUAGCUUUGAGGGCUACAUUGACUUGGGCCGCGAGCUCUCCACACUGCAUGCCCUACUUUGGGAGGUGCUGCCCCAGCUCAGCAAGGAAGCCCUCCUGAAGCUGGGCCCACUACCCCGGCUCCUCAAUGAUAUCAGCACAGCCCUGAGGAACCCCAACAUCCAAAGGCAGCCGAGCCGCCAGAGUGAGCGGCCCCGGCCUCAGCCUGUGGUGCUGCGGGGGCCAUCGGCAGAGAUGCAGGGCUACAUGAUGCGGGACCUCAACAGCUCCAUCGACCUUCAGUCCUUCAUGGCACGAGGCCUCAACAGCUCUAUGGACAUGGCUCGCCUCCCCUCCCCCACCAAGGAAAAACCUCCCCCACCGCCACCUGGUGGGGGUAAAGACCUGUUCUAUGUGAGCAGGCCGCCACUGGCCCGGUCCUCACCAGCAUAUUGCACAAGCAGCUCGGACAUCACAGAGCCAGAGCAGAAGAUGCUGAGUGUCAAUAAGAGUGUGUCCAUGCUGGACCUGCAAGGUGAUGGGCCUGGUGGCCGCCUCAACAGCAGUAGCGUUUCCAACCUGGCAGCUGUUGGAGACCUGUUGCAUUCAAGCCAGGCCUCACUGACAGCGGCCUUGGGGCUUCGGCCUGCACCUGCUGGACGCCUCUCCCAGGGGAGUGGCUCAUCCAUCACGGCAGCUGGCAUGCGCCUCAGCCAGAUGGGUGUCACCACGGACGGUGUCCCUGCCCAGCAACUGCGCAUCCCCCUCUCCUUCCAGAACCCUCUCUUCCAUAUGGCUGCUGAUGGGCCAGGACCCCCAGGGGGCCACGGAGGGGGUGGCGGCCACGGCCCACCCUCAUCGCAUCAUCAUCAUCACCACCACCAUCACCACCGAGGUGGAGAGCCCCCAGGGGACACCUUUGCCCCAUUCCAUGGCUAUAGCAAGAGUGAGGACCUCUCCUCCGGGGUCCCCAAGCCCCCCGCCGCCUCCAUCCUUCACAGCCACAGUUACAGUGAUGAGUUUGGACCCUCUGGCACUGACUUCACCCGUCGGCAGCUCUCACUCCAGGACAACCUGCAGCAUAUGCUGUCCCCUCCCCAGAUCACUAUCGGUCCCCAGAGGCCAGCUCCCUCAGGGCCCGGAGGUGGGAGUGGUGGGGGCAGUGGUGGGGGUGGCGGGGGCCAGCCGCCUCCCUUGCAGAGGGGCAAGUCUCAGCAGUUGACGGUCAGCGCUGCCCAGAAACCCCGGCCAUCCAGCGGGAACCUAUUGCAGUCCCCAGAGCCGAGUUACGGCCCCUCCCGUCCACGGCAACAGAGCCUCAGCAAGGAGGGCAGCAUUGGGGGCAGCGGGGGCAGCGGUGGCGGAGGGGGUGGGGGGCUCAAGCCCUCCAUCACCAAGCAGCAUUCUCAGACGCCAUCCACGCUGAACCCCACGAUGCCAGCCUCUGAACGAACUGUGGCUUGGGUCUCCAAUAUGCCUCACCUGUCGGCGGACAUUGAGAGCGCCCACAUUGAACGGGAAGAGUACAAGCUCAAGGAGUACUCGAAAUCCAUGGAUGAGAGCCGGCUAGAUAGGGUGAAGGAGUACGAGGAGGAGAUCCACUCACUGAAGGAGCGGCUCCACAUGUCCAAUCGGAAGCUGGAAGAGUAUGAGCGGAGGCUGCUGUCUCAGGAAGAACAAACCAGCAAAAUCCUGAUGCAGUAUCAAGCCCGACUGGAGCAAAGUGAGAAGCGGCUGAGGCAGCAGCAAGUGGAAAAGGACUCACAGAUCAAGAGCAUCAUUGGCAGGCUGAUGCUGGUGGAGGAGGAGCUGCGCCGGGACCACCCCGCCAUGGCUGAGCCGCUGCCUGAACCCAAGAAGAGGCUGCUCGACGCUCAGGAGAGGCAGCUUCCCCCCUUGGGUCCAACAAACCCGCGUGUGACGCUGGCCCCACCUUGGAAUGGCCUGGCCCCCCCAGCCCCGCCCCCCCCACCCCGGCUGCAGAUCACGGAGAACGGCGAGUUCCGAAACACCGCAGACCACUAGCCCACCCAGCAUCACAGACCUUCUUCUCCUUCCCUGUGCACCCCAUCCUGGAACAGCACCAAUUACCAGGACUGGACACCACUGAGGGACAGCGGGAUUGCCUCCCUGAAUGCCUCCUCGAGGGACACCAAUCCCUCCCACCCCCCACUGCACCAUUUCCAGGAGGGAGAGUGGGGACCCUCAGCCGCCCUCUUUUCCUUCCUGUCGGGUGCUGUCCCCUGACCCCCAGGGACCCUUGCCCUAGGAUACCACCUACCCCACACAGACCCCUUCACUCUGGGGUGCUAUCCCCAUCCUCUGCCUCAUUGUUCCCCUGAGCACUGGGGGACAGACCCUCACUCCCACCCUGGGGGUGUGGCACCUCCAAACUUUCAACUUCAGGGUGAUUUUUUUAGCAGUAACCAGAGCUGACAAUCUUAACUCCCCUCCACCGCCCCAUUUUGGCCUCCCCUGCCCCCCUUGUUAUGGGGAGGGGACCCCGGGUGAGGGGACCCUAUUACCCCUUGAUUUCUCAGGAGCGUCUGGGGGGGGCUCAGCACGCACAAACUCCUUCUCCUACCACUCUUAAAUUUACUCCCUCCCCA